CAUCUGAUCCUCGAAUCGUUUUUCACGUACUAGUAUUUUAGUCACGCUACAAGGCGUCAAAAUGUUCCGUGUACCCGUAGCGUUGCUAUUGCUGGUACUGGUCAUCCCCAGACUGCCCGCUAUCCCCACUGGCCCCGCCUUGCUGCACCGAGUCCCUCGCGCCGCGCCCGGCACUCAGUCGGACUUGGAGGGCGAUACGGACGUUCUUGUGCAAGAUGUCGACCAGGUGAUUAACAAGGUGAACAAGGCGCUGGGUGAUACAGACGACUCUGCCGGGACUGAUUCAGACGACGCCGCGAAGGGUCUGUCAGUCAAGACCACCGAGGUCCGCAUCAGUCCCACACAAGACCAGAAAACCGACGAGGGUGAAGAGGCUAUACCAGGAAAUCCUGAUGAAGGUACAACCAACGGAGAGGAAGAAAAACCGGACGAAAAAUCUGCACAAGGCAUCAGCGAAGACGCCUUGCUGGGAGCAGUGAUCCAAGACGCCUUGGAAAACCCUGAACUCCUCAACUACUUCCUUAGCAAGGCGGGCGACGCCGAAGGCGUCUUGUUGGCCGUCAAGGAAGAAGAAAGCGUUCCUCCUGCGUUCUUGUUUCCUCAAAAAGCUCCCGUAGCCGACAAUUCUCCAGAAGUUGAAAUUGUUGAAGAGCCGCCCAAACCUGUCGCGGAUUCAAUCAAUCUCGAUGAUGAAAAGACGGAGGAAGUCCUAGAGGAACUGGAGGCAGAUCACGCGGCUCAGGAAUCCGCCGAUCUAGAUGAGGAAGAAGAAGAUUAUGAUGAUGAAGAAGAUCUAGAUGAAGAAGAAGAGAUGGAGGGGGCCGACGAAGAUGCUGAGCUCGACGCGUCUGUACUGGGACUGCUGGGUCCUCAAAAAUCUGUCGCAUUCUCUGAUGAAGACAUCGAAGAUGAUGAUGAUGAUGAUGAUGAUGAAGAUCUUCUUGGUGCAGAAGAUGAUGAUGAUGAUGAUGAUGAGAUUGAUGACGCCAUCGAUGAUGAUUCUGAAGACGACGAUGACGAGUACGUGGAUAGUGAUGACGUAAUGGAUGAUGGCGAGCUUCCUGAUGACGUGGAAGACGACUUGGAAUGA
Messenger RNA from Branchiostoma belcheri (Belcher's lancelet), 1090 nucleotides. RefSeq names its product trigger factor-like. The record is from RefSeq and is a predicted model, not a curated record. The transcript has 3 exons. The coding region runs from base 62 to 1090 and encodes 342 amino acids. NCBI's taxonomy places the organism in Eukaryota, Metazoa, Chordata, Leptocardii, Amphioxiformes, Branchiostomatidae.